GCCACCAACCUCUUCCCAAACCCCGUCCAAAACCCACCUCAUCCCCGCCGCCAUGCUUCCCCGCCUCCUCCUCCGCUCCCGCCACCGGCGCCGCUACUCCUCCGCCGCCGCCACCGUGCCCCUAUCCACACCGACCUUCGCCGUCUUCGGCGCCAACACAGGCGUCGGCAAGACCCUCGUCUCCGCGGGCCUCGUCGCCGCCCUCCUCAACUCCCGCUCUCCCUCCGUCUCGGCCGUCAGCUACCUCAAGCCGCUUCAGACCGGCUACCCCGCGGACUCCGACGCGCGAUUCGUCUUCGCCAGGGCCCCCGCGCUGCUCCGCGCGUCCUCCUCCCCCCGCGCCACCCGCCUCGUCGCCUCAUGCCGCACCCUCUUCCCGUCCCCUGCCGUGGGCCCGGAGGCGGAACCCCUCCACCAGAGCCAGGAGAAGGUGGUGACAUACGGAGGGGAUGGGGCGGAGGAGGAGACGAAGGUGCUCGCGUGCAGGACGGUGUACGCUUGGCGGGAGCCGGUGUCGCCGCACCUGGCGGCGGAGAGGGAGGGGAUGGCGGCGGGGGACGAUGAGGUCAGGGGGUGCGUGGACCAGUGGCUGAUGGAGGAAGGCGUCGGGGAGGGUGGGGAGGUGUGGAAGGUGCUGGAGACGGCUGGCGGCGUGGCCAGCCCCAGCGCGUCGGGCACGCUGCAGUGCGACCUCUACCGGCCUUUUAGGUUACCUGCUAUUCUAGUUGGAGAUGGUCGUCUGGGUGGUAUUUCAUCCACUUUGUCUGCAUAUGAAACUUUGUUGCUAAGAGGGUAUGAUGUGAGCACAGUUAUUUUGGAAGAUCGUGACUUAACAAAUGACACAUUCUUGCUUUCUUACUUAAGAAACAGGGUACAUGUGCUUGCCUUGCCACAGAUUCCUGAAGAUCCUUCAGAUGACCUAACAGAUUGGUUUUCUGAAUCAUCCUCCGUUUUUAAUUUGCUUAAGGAUUCCCUGCAAUCAUUUCAUUCAAAAAGAGUUGAGAGGUUAAACGGCAUGCAAAAAAAAUCAAAAGAUUUACUGUGGUGGCCCUUUACUCAGCACAAUCUUGUUCCUCAAGAUUCUGUUACAGUAAUUGAUUCACGUUGUGGUGAGAAUUUCUCAGCAUACAAGAUUAAAGACAACACGAUGAUGCUUGUCCCUCAAUUUGAUGCAUGCGCAAGUUGGUGGACUCAGGGGCCUGAUUCUGACUUGCAGAUUGAACUUGCAAGAGAUAUGGGUUAUGCUGCUGCAAGGUAUGGUCAUGUGAUGUUUCCAGAGAAUGUUCAUGAGCCUGCUCUUCGUGCUGCGGAACUUUUGCUUGGAGGAGUUGGUAAAGGUUGGGCUUCUCGGGUCUAUUAUUCUGACAAUGGAUCCACUGCAGUUGAAAUUGCUCUAAAGAUGGCAUUCCGUAAAUUUUCACUUGAUCACGGAAUUCUUGCGGACAGUGAAAAGAGCAUAAGAAAUGAAAGAAACAUUCAGUUGAAGGUCCUUGCUCUAAACGGUUCAUAUCAUGGUGAUACACUGGGCGCUAUGGAAGCUCAAGCUCCAUCAGCUUAUACAUCGUUUAUUCAGCAGCCAUGGUACUCUGGUCGGGGACUUUUUCUAGAUCCUCCAACCGUGUGUAUUAAAAGUGAAACAUGCAAUGUUUCUUUGCCCCAAUCAAUGCAGCAUUAUCCACGGACUUCUGGUGAUACAUGUUUUCCUUCACUAGCUGAAGUUUUUUGCAAGACCAGGGACACAUCAUCUGCUGCAGAUUUAUAUUUGUCCUACAUAAAACAGCAAUUAUCAGAAUUUUCUCAAUCCAGUAAUUCAGACCAUCUUGCAGCACUAAUUAUAGAACCAGUAAUACAAGGUGCUGGGGGAAUGCUCAUGAUAGAUCCGCUUUUUCAGCGAGUACUUGUCCGUGAAUGUAGAAGUCGAAAAAUACCUGUCAUAUUUGACGAGGUAUUUACCGGAUUCUGGCGUCUAGGUGUGGAGUCUGCUUCAGAGCUGCUUGGGUGUCUACCAGAUAUUGCCUGUUACGCUAAAUUGAUGACUGGGGGAAUUGUGCCAUUAGCUGCAACCUUAGCAACGGAGGAAGUUUUUGAAUCCUUCAAAAGUGACUCUAAGCUUACAGCGCUUUUACAUGGUCAUUCCUAUACUGCUCAUGCCAUGGGCUGUAUGGCAGCACUAAAAGCCAUCCAAUGGUACCGGGAUCCAUCCACCAAUUCGAACCUUGAUUUGGAUCAUAUGAAGCUAAAGGAGCUAUGGGAUGGUGCACUUGUGAAGCAAUUAUCAUCACUACCAAAUGUGAAAAGAGUAGUCUCCUUAGGAACUCUAUGCGCAAUUGAGCUCAAGGCUGAAGGAUCUGAUGCUGGGUAUGCGUCACUCUAUGCAAGUUCCUUGGUACAACAGCUCCGCAGAGAGGAUGAUAUCUAUAUUAGGCCCCUUGGUAACGUGAUAUACCUCAUGUGUGGUCCAUGCACGCCUCGAGAUAGCUGUUCUCGACAACUACACAAAGUACUUCGCAGACUCUGCGAUCUAAAUUGAGCCCACGGAGAAUAAUUGCGAGCAGUUGUAGUAGUCGGGACAGCCUUGUGGUAACUUCAGUUUCAGGACAUCAGUUAACCUGUGUCUGGCUCUACAAGCUCAUGGCUUCCUGCAGGGAUAUUUUCAAAGUGUAUUGUCAAGAGAUUCAAACCUUCGAUCUUGGGAUAGUAUUAUAUUGCAAUUUGUUCAUUAUUGAAACUGAAACUUUUUCUAAUGGUCUAAUCCAGAGGGUAGCGCGUUCCUAACUGUGGUGGUAUGAUGGGUUGUCGUCUUCGACAAUGAUAACCUGUAACUCCUAAAUGCUUCAUUGUGUUCCCGAUUGAUCGGACUGUUUUACUGAUUUAUUGGGAUAUGGUAUGGACCCGCUGCAAUGUUGGUGUUCUUCCAUGCA
Messenger RNA from Setaria italica (foxtail millet), 2921 nucleotides. RefSeq names its product bifunctional dethiobiotin synthetase/7,8-diamino-pelargonic acid aminotransferase, mitochondrial. Gene Ontology annotation, cellular component: mitochondrion. The record is from RefSeq and is a predicted model, not a curated record. NCBI's taxonomy places the organism in Eukaryota, Viridiplantae, Streptophyta, Magnoliopsida, Poales, Poaceae. Gene Ontology annotation, molecular function: dethiobiotin synthase activity; magnesium ion binding; S-adenosyl-L-methionine:8-amino-7-oxononanoate transaminase activity. The coding region runs from base 53 to 2530 and encodes 825 amino acids. Gene Ontology annotation, biological process: biotin biosynthetic process. The transcript has 14 exons.